Molecule: messenger RNA, 2398 nt
Organism: Carlito syrichta (Philippine tarsier)
Lineage: Eukaryota; Metazoa; Chordata; Mammalia; Primates; Tarsiidae
Gene: PRKCQ
Product: protein kinase C theta
Exons: 17
Coding region: 127-2307 (726 amino acids)
Biological process (GO): intracellular signal transduction; peptidyl-serine phosphorylation
Molecular function (GO): diacylglycerol-dependent serine/threonine kinase activity; ATP binding
Source: RefSeq, a predicted model, not a curated record
GAGUCGAGCAAUGCACUUUGCAGCAGGGGAAGUGAACGCGUUUGCUCAGAUGGAUAGUGGGCCCAUUUGGGGCUCUGGCUGUCGGUGAUAAAACACUGGUUAAGGGGAGAUGGAACACCAAAAAUAAUGUAUGGUAUACACCCCAGACAGCGUUUGUGUUUUUUUGUCGUUUUCCAGGGAGCAGCCAUGUCACCAUUUCUUAGAAUCGGUUUGUCCAACUUUGACUGCGGGUCCUGCCAGUCCUGUCAGAGCGAGGCCGUGAAUCCCUACUGUGCUGUGCUUGUCAAAGAGUAUGUGGAAUCAGAGAAUGGGCAGAUGUACAUCCAGAAAAAGCCCACCAUGUACCCACCCUGGGACAGCACUUUUGACGCCCACAUCAACAAGGGAAGAGUGAUGCAGAUCAUUGUGAAGGGCAAAAAUGUGGACCUAAUAUCGGAAACUACCGUGGAGCUCUACUCGCUGGCCGAGAGAUGCAGAAAGAACAAUGGGAGGACAGAAAUAUGGUUAGAGCUGAAACCUCAAGGCCGAAUGCUAAUGAAUGCAAGAUACUUUCUGGAAAUGAGUGACACAAAGGACAUGAGUGAAUUUGAGGCUGAUGGCUUCUUCGCUCUGCACCACCGCCGGGGGGCCAUCAAGCAGGCCAAAGUCCACCACGUCAAGUGCCACGAGUUCACCGCCACCUUCUUCCCACAGCCCACGUUUUGCUCUGUCUGCCACGAGUUUGUCUGGGGUCUGAACAAACAGGGUUACCAGUGCCGACAAUGUAAUGCAGCAAUUCACAAGAAGUGUAUCGAUAAAGUUAUAGCAAAGUGCACAGGAUCUGCUAUCAAUAGCCGAGAAACCAUGUUCCACAAGGAGAGAUUCAAAAUCGACAUGCCGCACCGAUUCAAGGUCUACAAUUACAAGAGCCCCACCUUCUGUGAGCACUGCGGGACCCUCCUCUGGGGACUGGCGAGGCAAGGGCUCAAGUGUGACGCAUGUGGCAUGAACGUACACCACCGAUGCCAGACGAAGGUGGCCAACCUUUGUGGCAUAAACCAGAAGCUGAUGGCUGAAGCACUGGCAAUGAUUGAGAGCACCCAGCAGGCGCGCUGCUUAAGAGAUACUGAACAGAUCUUCAGAGAAGGUCCCGUUGAAAUUGGACUCCCAUGCCCCAUCAGAAGUGAAGCAAAGCUGCCAUACUUACCGACAUCAGGAAAAAGAGAGCCUCAGGGAAUCUCCUGGGAGUCUCCACUGGAUGAGAUGGAUAAGGCAUGCCAUCAUCCGGAACCCGAGGUGCACAUGGAAAGACCGCCUCUGCACAUGAAACUGAAAAUCGAGGAUUUUAUCCUACACAAAAUGCUGGGGAAAGGAAGUUUUGGCAAGGUCUUCCUCGCAGAGUUCAGGCAAACCAAUCAGUUUUUCGCCAUAAAAGCCCUAAAGAAAGACGUGGUCUUGAUGGACGACGAUGUCGAGUGUACGAUGGUGGAGAAGAGAGUCCUCUCCUUGGCCUGGGAGCACCCGUUUCUGACCCAUAUGUUUUGCACAUUCCAGACCAAGGAAAACCUCUUUUUCGUGAUGGAGUACCUCAACGGGGGAGACCUGAUGUACCACAUCCAGAGUUGCCACAAGUUCGAUCUCUCCAGAGCGACGUUUUAUGCUGCUGAAAUCAUUCUUGGUCUGCAGUUCCUGCAUUCCAAAGGCAUCGUCUACAGGGACCUGAAGCUGGAUAACAUCCUGUUAGACAAAGAUGGACACAUCAAGAUAGCGGACUUUGGGAUGUGCAAGGAGAACAUGCUGGGAGACGCGAGGACCAACACCUUCUGCGGGACGCCCGACUACAUCGCCCCGGAGAUCCUGCUGGGCCAGAAGUACAACCACUCCGUGGAUUGGUGGUCCUUUGGGGUCCUCGUCUAUGAGAUGCUGACCGGCCAGUCACCCUUCCACGGGCAGGACGAGGAGGAGCUCUUCCACUCCAUCCGCAUGGACAACCCCUUCUACCCACGGUGGCUGGAGAAGGAGGCCAAGGACCUGCUGGUGAAGCUCUUUGUGCGGGAGCCUGAGAAGCGGCUGGGCGUCCGGGGAGACAUCCGCCAGCACCCUCUGUUCCGGGAGAUCAACUGGGAGGAGCUUGAGCGGAAGGAGAUCGACCCACCGUUCCGGCCUAAAGUGAAAUCACCCCACGACUGCAGCAAUUUCGACAAAGAAUUCUUGAACGAGAAGCCCCGGCUGUCAUUUGCCGACAGAGCUCUGAUCAACAGCAUGGACCAAAACAUGUUCAGAAACUUCUCCUUCAUGAACCCGGGGAUGGAGAGGUUCCUCUCCUAGCCCCGCCCCUCCAGAGGCACGCGGCGGUUGGCCUUCCCUCUGGGCACUGGCACAAGUGACACUUCCUGGGUUCCUUUUGCAACUUGGAAAA